Molecule: messenger RNA, 984 nt
Organism: Ilyonectria robusta
Lineage: Eukaryota; Fungi; Ascomycota; Sordariomycetes; Hypocreales; Nectriaceae
Exons: 2
Coding region: 1-792 (263 amino acids)
Molecular function (GO): oxidoreductase activity
Source: RefSeq, a predicted model, not a curated record
AUGCCUCCCCAAAUCCCCUGUAGCGAAGUUUACCCCGUCUUGAAGGGCAAGGUAGCCCUCAUCACGGGUGGCGCCCAGGGCAUGGGCAAAGCUACAGCCGAAGUUUUUCUCAAAGCCGGCGCCAAAGUUGUGAUUUGCGACUUGCAGACAGACAAGGGCGACCAAGUGGCCAAGGAGCUUUCUACACUGGGGGAAAUCUACUUCACUAGGGCCGACAUCUCAUCCGCAGAGGAUGUAGUCGCUCUUAUCAAGUUCGCCGUCGAUAAGUUCGGCCGUCUAGACUGCGCGGUGAAUAACGCUGCGCUUACCCCGGACAAGACGCCGCUCACGGAUUUCGACGAGACAUACUGGGACAAGCUCAUCAGCAUCAACUUGACAGGUACCGCGCUCUGCGUUAAGCAUCAGAUGAAGCAAUUCCUAGCGCAGGGCGGAGGCGGGGCUAUUGUCAACAUUGCCAGUAUCAAUGCUUUUAAGCCUCAACCAAACAUGCCGGCAUAUACAGCUGCCAAGCACGCCAUGAUUGGAUUGACCAAGCACGCGAGCAUGGAGGGCGGGCCUCACGGUAUUCGCGUAAACGCCGUAGCUCCCGGUGCUAUCCUGACUGCCAUGGCUGAGAAGGCGUUGGAGAUUAUGGGGACGACUCAUGACGAAUUUGCACCAACGGUCAGCUAUCUGAACCGGUUUGGCAUGCCGCAUGAGGUGGCGCAGGGCUCUUUGUGGUUGUGUUCGCCGGCUGCGUCGUAUAUUACGGGUAUCACAUUGCCGAUCGACGGCGGCUUUCUUGCCAAAUGAGAUCAAAUGUUAGCGUUUUAGGAUGGAUAGUAUUGGCGCUUUCAGCGGCUAGCUGGGGUUUAUAGCAAUAAAGUUUCCUCUGUAGGUGGUUGUAGUUACCUGUCAUUUUUCGAGCUUCCGUGCCAACAAGCCCUGUCAAUAGUAGUUCUACAUACGAGACACCCCUGAGCUCACUAAGAUGCAGGUCUUGUC